This is a messenger RNA of Ilex paraguariensis (yerba mate), 2169 nucleotides long. The record is from the annotation of a GenBank genome assembly. NCBI's taxonomy places the organism in Eukaryota, Viridiplantae, Streptophyta, Magnoliopsida, Aquifoliales, Aquifoliaceae.
UCUCACUUUGAGUCAAUCUAGUUUCUGUUUUUUCUUCCUUCGGACUUCGAAUUGUUAUAAUCUUGGGAAACCCUAAUUCCGACCGGGCGAUUUUGUAAGCCUUAAAGAAACACAUCGUAGGUUGUGCAAGUCUUACGUUAGUUGACAUCUUGAAAGGGUUCCAUGGCAGGCAAUGGCCUGCCUAAUUUGGGUCGUGUGACGCUCACUGAUCUGAUACCCUCCGAAGGCCUUCCUUCUGAUUCAUACAAACUAGCAGUUUCGACUCUUUCACAAUCACUAGCUCAACAUUCUGCGGCCAUCAUCCAACUACCAGCGAGGGAUGGGGCCCUUUUGAGGUCUUGUUUGGAGUCCGUUCGCUGCUACUUCCAUCAAAAGCCGUCAUAUCCAUCUGCUGACAUUAUUGAUACCAAUGACCCCAGUCAGUGGUGCAAGACCUCUGGUUAUUAUGCAAACCCUCAACUCUGGCAAGAAACUUAUGAUUUUAGACCAGGACUUACCCCCCCAGAGCCCAACAAUGAAAUGGAAUUUCCUCCGGCUGGUUUGGUAGACAUAUUUUCACUUCUUGGAAAAGCAGCCAGAGAUGUACUUGAUGCCAUCAGCUUCUAUUUAAAUCUGCGUAGCUCACCAUUCACUGAAAUACUUGAUAAUGUUCCUUUGAGAAAUCGAGAAAUAUCAUCCUCUGUGCUCUCUGUCUGUUGUCAUGCGAGGCCAUCAUUUCAGGGAGCUCAGCAUCAUAAUAUGACGACCCAAGAGGAUGGUCAGUUAGUCAUGUUUUCUGAUCAUGAGCAUCCGGUUGAUAAAAGCCUCCUGUGUGUUGUCAAGUCAGAUAAGGCAGGUUUACAAGUAAGAGAUUUUCAUGGUCACUGGGUCCUUGUUGAUGGUGAUCUUGGUCCCCAAGAAGCCAUUGUUUACACUGGGCUCGCACUGUACCAGGCAACUGCAGGCUACAUUAACCCUGCACUACAUCGGAUUGAAAUCAGUAACUUGCAGGGUAAUAUGUUUGGACGGUGUUCUCUGGCUUUCAAACUCAUGCCUAAAUCCAUGACCAGUCUCAAUUGUUCGGAGAUGAGAGCAGCUGGUCAUGGGGUUGAAGCUCAGUUCCAGCUUCCAGUACCAGUUGAUGACUUCAUGCAGAGAUCGCACCCUGCUGAUCAACUCUUUAACCGGCACAAUUUCCCAACUUUCAAUUUCCCUACGUCUCACGAAGCAGGUCCUUGGGUCGAUGAAAUGCUGGUACAGGAUCUAUGAAACCCUUGAUGAGGAGGAGGAAGAAUAAUUCAAGAUGUAAACCUCUGCCACCUUCCAAGAGGUUGCGCCUUGAGGCACAGAGAGUUCUCAAAGAGAGGGUUCAGGAUAUUGCUGAUAAGAAGGGUAUCAAACUGAGGUUCUGCACCCUGAAGGAAUGUGAGAGUCACAUCCAUGCUCUUGAUAGUCCAUGUGGCAACACAAGAAUGGAGAUUGGGUGGCCAGCAGGAGUUCCAUUUGUUCAUCCCCACGAUUUACCUAACAAGGCAAAGAUUGGAUUUCUUGAGACAUAUGAACCUGGAUGGACUGCGACUCAUGAUAUGGAGUUAAGUCUAAUUGAACCUGGACAGCCAAGCCAACAUGAUGCUCACUGUAACUGAGUGAAUCUAUGGAGUUUUCAAGAUGUGGCAGCCCUUGAUCAAUUUCUCCUUCACUUCUUGUGGGAGCUGUCUUAUGACUCUUAUCUAGGAUUUGCAAUUUGUGGCCACUUUCGACCAGCUUAUUUGUCCAAUUUGUUGGACUUUCAUCUGUUAGCCCUAUGGUGUGCAAUCUUUAUCCAAUAUGAUAGAAACCUCAGGUAGUAAAUAGAUACAUUUUUUACUGAAUCAUGGCUUUAUAUAUGUUCUCUUUCCUGUCUUGGCCGAGCUGCUCUUCAGAACCACCUAGACACAGCAGCCCAUCCAUAGCCCGUGGAGGAGGCUGUUAUCAUAGAUAUUUUUUUUUGGAGAAUUGACCAAAGAUUAGGGGGUUACCUGGGAGAUUCAAAGGAUCAAGAACACUUGUUUGGACUGUGCUGGUAGUGGUUAUGAUGUGAUGAUAUCCUCGUUCACUAUCUGAAUGUUAUCUGCCGAGGGGGACUCAAACAAACUGUUAUUUGUUGUACAAAAAAUUUUUCCCGCCUUUUAGUAGAAAAUGAAUUCUUCU